Messenger RNA from Pelmatolapia mariae (spotted tilapia), 7848 nucleotides. RefSeq lists its product as uncharacterized. The record is from RefSeq and is a predicted model, not a curated record. Gene Ontology annotation, molecular function: actin lateral binding; phospholipid binding. Bases 177 to 7226 code for a protein of 2349 amino acids. The transcript is spliced from 33 exons. NCBI's taxonomy places the organism in Eukaryota, Metazoa, Chordata, Actinopteri, Cichliformes, Cichlidae. Gene Ontology annotation, cellular component: cell junction; cell projection; actin filament bundle. Gene Ontology annotation, biological process: actin cytoskeleton organization; actin filament bundle assembly.
UCUCUCUCUCUCCCUCUCUCCACUUUCGGUUCCACCCUCCACUUGACUGCUGAACUGAGACUGGACAACUGUUUAGUCAGGAGAGCGCACAAAGGGAUGAAACAGACUUUUUUUUCAGAGCUCAUUUGGACCUAAGCAAUUUUGUUUUGUUUUUUUUUCUUAUUGGGACACUAGUCAUGUCUGAGAGUAUUGUGAGGAAGGUGCAGCCCUUUACCAUUGGGACAAGGCUGUCAGCUCCUGCUGUGGCAAAAUGUCAGGAUUUUACACAGAGUUAUCUGCCCGGCGAGACUCUGGAUAACUGUGUGCUGCAGCACAAUCUGAACUCGCUCUACCUCAGUGGAUCACAGGUGUGUGCACAUGGCCCCUGUCUCGUCUCGCCGAUUGUCAAGCAGGUAGCCCCCGUGAAACACAACCAAGACCGGAUGGCAGCAGAGGACCAGCUGAACCAGAAUGUUGCCUCUGCCUCUGCUGUCUCCAGAUCAAUAAAGAAGAUCACAAUCUCUGGGAACAAAGACAGGCCAGAGAACAAGAUGACAGCAGAGCCUGCAAUUACACGGUGCACUUCUGAAAACAACAAUAACAACAACAACAUCAGCAGCACAUCAGAAGUACAUCUGCCAAGGAUAGUGGGUGUGAGCUGUGAGAAUAAGCCCACUUCUCAAUUUAAGGUUUUACUCAAAAAAGAGAGCAGCGACGAAUUUCAGCCCAUGCAGGGACAAACCAGACCGAAAGUGAACAGAGAGAAAUCCCUACAACAGAUAUCAGUACCUGAACCGCAGGAGGACGAGCCUCAGAGGAAAGAAAGCCAUCCACGCACACCGAUUGAAGGGUCGGCAGCUGUUACACCCCCAAGUGACUGCUUCACUCAGCGCAACUCACUCUUCAGCAAGGAAGUACUGCAGGCUGAGGCGUGGAUCAAAGGCAAGCUACAGGAUUUGAAGGAUGGAUGUAAUAUUCAGUGCUGCCCCCUGGAGGAUUGGGAAGACGCCUCACAAAUGCUUCAGAGAGAUCUUAAAGACUUUGAGAACACCCUGAUUCAACUCAACCAGAUGGGUGAGCAGCUGAUCUGUAAACUGAAUCCCACAUCUGAUUUGGUAAAGAAGCAGCUCGGUCAGCUCAGGGACCAGUGGCAGACCCUCAAACAGAUGGCUGCAAAUCAGAUGAGGGCCCUAGGAGGAGCCAAGAACCUGCAGGAAUUCAACAAAAAGGUGGACAAGCUGGAGGCAUGGAUUAAAGAGAAGCAGGAAGAGGAACAGUGUCUGGUGAAUGUCCUGGGGGAAAAUGUUGACAAAAUGCAGUUGACUAGAAGAAUUUUAGAUCUGAAACAGGAUGAGCAGCUACACAGAAAUCUCCAUGAGGAAAUCAACAACUUGGCACUGAAACUGGAGAAACAAGGGAAGACAGAUAGCAAAAACAUAUCCAGCAGGAGGAAACACAUCAAUAAAAUGUGGCUGAAGAUGCAAUCGCAUCUGAAAAACUACCAUGAAAAUCUUCAUCUGGCCCUGGAAGUGUCCUCAUUUUACCAGCAGGCUGAUAAUAUAUUAUUUGCUAUAAACAGCAUGAGGAAAAACAUGUCUGUAUUGAAAGACGUGGACAGCUUUGGAGAUAGAGAAAUGCGUGAGAUCGCCAGUCAGAUCAUGAUGCUUGAUGUGAGUGUAUCCCAGCUGUCGAAUCUCCAUCCCACCCUGGCUGCCAGUGUCACACGGAAGCAGAGUGAGGUGAAGGAUUGCUGGGCACUUCUUCAGAAGCUUUUCAGGAGUGACAAGACCACGCACUCUCUCUCUGGCUCCACUUUCACCAGGGAAGAUUCUGACCUCCUGACACUGGCCCAAGAACCCCAGUGCAACAUGGGAAUGGAGGCAAAUGGUAUCAUGGGAAAGGAGGUGAAGGAGGAGAAGAAUCAUCUGAAAGGCUGUGCAAGUACUGCUGAUGGUGGGAGUGGUAGACGAACACAGAGCUGCCAAAGCCAGGAGCAGCAAUCAGUGAACCACACCUCUUUACCAAUGAGAGACAGCCCUGUCUGCACUGAUGAUGCUAUCGUAGGAAAUCAAUUGAAGGGGGAAAGCAGGGAGCCCAGAACAGAACCCAAGAUUGCCACCCCCUCUCCAGGCCACCCACAGCUUCACAUACAGCUUCAGAGGUUCACUGUGUCUGCUGACAAGACUUUGUCAUGGCUCAAAGACAACGUGUCCAUGGCUACACAGGUGUGUUCAAUAGCCAGUUUUGAGGGGCUGGAAGCAGCAAAGAGGUGUCAGCAAACCGUUGAGCAGGAAAUCCUUAACAACCGAGCCAGGAUAGAGGUGGUCAAAAAGGAGGGCCACGGGCUGGUCCGGGCACAGCACCCGGGAAGCACAAAGAUUGAGGAGUUCCUUGGCCAGCUGGAAGUCCUGUGGGAAGAACUGAGGAAGAGACACCAAAGGAAUGCUGUCUUUCUCCAGGCCUCAGAAGAGCUGGGUUUUGGGGUUGUGAAAGUGCUCCAGGCCCUUGGCAGCUUGGAGGCCUGGCUGGAGUCUGUGGAGCUUUCCAUGAAGGAAUCUGUCUUAGCCGGUGACCCUGAAACAAUGAGCAUGGCUGAGAGGGAAAGCCGUUUGCUGGAGAAAGAGGUGGCAUCCCGCAGCCUGGAACUCAGUGCUCUGCGGCAGGAGGUGGACCGCCUUCAUAGUCACAGCCACCCACGUACACGAGGGCUACCGGCACGCAUGGAGGAGGUGGAGAAAAAGUACCACCGUGUCCAAAGUGCCCUGACCCAGCAGAGCUCUGAGCUGCAGGACACGCGCAUGCUGACUGAGUUCCUGGAACGUGUGGAGCUGGAGGAAAGCCAGGAUCUCAGUGGCAGUCAGUACAGAUUAGGGCAGCCUCCCCACAGUGAAAAUUCCCCAGCUCCUACUUUGCUGACACUUCAGAACAGCGGCAGUGGUGAGCCUCUGUUAGAAACCAUGGGAGACCCCGUGGAAGAGCUACGAGAGGCUGUAGAGAUGCUGAAUGACACAGUGAGAGAAAGAGGUCGGUCACAAAGCCACGACCAGGCUAUCCAGGAGCUGAUGAGCAAGCAUGCCAGCCUGGCAGUGCGUGUGGAAGAGUGCGUGUGCUUCAGCAAGGAUCUGAGCCUGGACAUCCUGGAGAAGGAGACAGACAUGGCCAUCCAGUGUGAGCCAGAUCGCUGUGGCCUAGAGGCUCUGCGGGAGGAGCAGGACCACCUGGAGAUUGACUACGAAAUCAUCAGGGAGGAGGUAAAGGAGUUGCAGGACCAGGCUUCUCGACUGAAGGAUCUGUGCCCAGAGAGAGUGCACAUACUAGAUGCAAAAAUUCAGGCUACACUGCAGGCCUGGAACGAGCUGGGAAAGAGCGUGACAGAGAACAAAUCACGUCUGAAAGAGUUUGCGCAGCUCCAGGACUUCUUCAGGAGCUACCUCGCCAUGAUCUCAUGGACAGAAGACACCAGGUCAUGCAUUUUCUCAGAUACCACCUUGCAUUUUGGGAAAGAUGGGCAGACAUCACUGGUUGCAGAGCUGGAUAUGCAAAUUGAGCAAAAGUUUGAGGAGUUUGAUGAACUGGCCUCCACAGGCAAAAAUCUUUUAGACAAGGAGCACCACCUCACACAAAUGGUAAGAGAGCGUAUGGAGGAACUGAGGAGUAUGCUCGGGUGGAUCUUGGUACACUGGAGGGCUCAAAAGCAACAGUGGCUCCACAAGAAGAGCAGACAGGAGCCUUCACAGGACAACAUUUACUUUGAGGCGACAAUGGGCCCGCCAUCAACAGAGAAUUCAGCUCCUGAGCCAGAGCCCUUCCAUUCUCAUCAAUCCCCGGUUGUCACCCCUACUGAAGACACAACAAAGGCAAGAAAUAGCCAGCCAUUGUGUUUGGUGCCCAGUCAUGCUGAGAAACAUAAAGAGGAGCCAUCAGAAGAUGGGUAUGAGAUCAUGAACAGCAUUGGACCCCAGGAUGAUCCUCCUAAAGCCAACGUGCUGGUGCUUAAAGAGGGAAGCAGCCCUCCUGUAGGGGGAACAGUCAACCUCAUCCUUAGCUUUGGUAACACAGGGGACAGCCAGGUUCAGGUACUUGACCUGCCUGCUGGGACAAAAGAGGUAGUGGAAGAGACCUCUGAGCCUGUCCACAGGGUAAGUACCUACUUGCAUGUCAAGGAUAACAACCUGGCUGCGGCCCCUGUGUAUGAGAGCAUCACCUUGCCCCGCCAAAAAAGCCGCUCCGCAGCCUCAGCCUCCCCGACUUUCUUGCCGUCCUCCUCUUUGCCAUCCUCCUCAGCACCUGCACUUCAGGGAACCAACGUAACUUUCCACAACACAACAGGGAACGGAGGCAGCUCCAUCUUCAGCAGCAUCAAGAGAAUGGGCAAGAAGCGGAAGAGGAAGAGAGACGCGCGUAGACACACUAUCCAGAAAAUCAUGGGAGUUGAGGAGCAAACAGAUGGGAUGCCUCAUUGUACCUCUGAGACAAUCACAUACGACACACAUACAUGGCCACUGAAGGAACAUCGAAGGAAGAAGAAGAAUGGGGAUGGAGUAGAAGCCAUUGCCUAUAUGAAGAAUCCUUUGCUGAGGGACAUUGAUACAGAGUGUUCAGGGGAAUACAGCAUUACUCCAUAUGCUGUUUCAGCAGGACCAACCACUACACCCACAGCAGGUCAGGUGAAAAGCCACUGCAGGUUCCUCUCCUUGGGUUCUGUGUUGAGUUUUGAUCUACCUAAAGAUAUGACUCUCAUCCCCAGCAUUCAGGACAUAAUUACUAUUGCCCCUCCAGAAUCGAAAAAAGUAGCCGGGACUGAUCCAGACCCUCACUCGCACAGACAAACAUUCCUGAGCUCUUUCAGACAGACUAGACCCACUCCCACUGUCACACAUGACACUUCAGCUGAAAGCAGCUUUGCUGAGACACAGCUAUCUACAUCUCUUGGGAAACAUCUUCCUGGUGUGGACAGCGGUUUACAACCUCCACCUUCUCCUUCUGUGGAGGAAGAUGAGGAUCAGACUGUACAAUGUAAUGAUUUAUCUAAAACCCAGGUGGCUCUUUGUGAGGAGGAAAAACAUGAGUGGGACAAAACAUUGUCAGAGAUUAAAACCAGCACAGCUGAGAAGGAUGGGACUGUCCCGCCUUCACAGUUGCAUAUUUAUGUGAACCAAGCCUCCACCUCCACUACAGCUAUACAUAAACACGAGUGCCUUAGUGUUCAUACACUCAUUAAAGACCUAAAUGGACACCAGUACCACAAAUGUGCAAGACCCCACAGUUUUCAUGAAGAGAGUCCUGGACUUCAGUCAAGCCAAGCUUCCUUCAUGAGAGUCAAUCUGAAGUCAACAAAGAGUGUUCGACAGGACUCUGUGGACUCUGGCAUCUCCACCUCCAGCAGUCUCAAGCUUUGCAAAGAUGAUGCUCCACGUUCUGAUAGCCUGCAGCCUAAAGGAGUGGUGAGGAAGCUUAUAUCUCUUGAAGUGGGAGGUACAGACUGCACUAAAAUAAGAGAAAAUGAUUCAACAGGUCCACCUUCACGCUCAGCAGUGAUAGAAACAGAGCCUGUCCACCUUGAUCACCAGCAGUUUGAGGAAGAGGAGGAAGAACUAGAGGACAUCUGGAACCAGACUACUAACUACAGGCAGAGCAUUUGCUCAGACAUCAUGUACCAGCCCAAUGAGGAAGAGUCCUUACCUUUAGACCAAGCCAAAGAGACACCUUCAGAUACAACCCCGACUGUGCUCUACAGAAAGCUCGUCACUGCCUCAGCACCCAACCUUCUUGUGGCUGAAUUCAAACUGCCCACCCACAUUCAGAACCUGCUGGGUUAUGACAAGGGCCAGAGUCCCAAAAAUCACCUUUCUCCACUGUCUAUAGGAGACAGAAGGUCCUGGGCAGCUUUUCCUAACAGGGAGCCAGCCAGCAAGACUUCAGUGACAGUGAACGAGACUGCUUCGGAUCCAGUGAAGCUACCUGAUGUAGGGGACAAUCAGAGAUACAUUUAUCAGUACAAAGAGGAUGAGGAGGAGGAAGAGGAGGUAGAGAAGGCAAAGGUGGGGGCGGAGGCAGAUGAGCACACAGGUUGCUUGAAGGACCCGUCAGUGAGUCUCCUGUCAGUUCAUAUGGGUUUGGAUGGGAUCUGUCAGCAAAGGAAAGCCUCACAGAGCCAAGAGGACUUGGAGAAACCUGAGGAGCAUGUGGCCUCAGGGUGGCACUGUUUCACCUCAAGUGGAAAACCUGAGCUGCAGUCUAUGGAGGGGAUGCUUGAGAGGAAGCACAAGCUGCAGCUGGGAGGGAAGAAAGCAGCCUCCAGAGGUUGGAACUCCUACCACGCUGUCCUAUAUAGACACACCUUGUGCUUCUACCAGGAUAGAAAGGAGACUCUGAGGAGUUCUGCAUGUGGCCUGCCAUUGAACCUCAUGGGAGCAGAGUGUUUACCUUUCCCAGAAUACACCAAAAAACCCAACUGCUUUCGAUUAAGGCUCCGUGAUGGGUCUGAAUAUCUGCUUAAUGCAUCUUCACGCUUUAUGAUGAAGAAAUGGAUGAUGAAAAUACAAGCAAGCACAGGUCAGACAGUGUGUAGGUCUUCAAUAUUAGGUGUCCCUUUUAAUGAAGAUCUCCCCAGUUCCUUAAAGCCCCCCUUCUGUUUUGGAUGUCAUGAUCCAGACGGUUGCCACUGUUCCUCUCAACAUGAUGUCACCCAACCGUUUCCCAGGCACAACCCACUGGGUACCACCCAGACCAAAGAAAUUGUUGUCCUCACCAGAGAGUUGAAUCACAUGCCACAGAGUCACUUCAAGCGUUUGGAUGAACAUUUAAUCUCAUCCUCAGAUGCGGGCUGCUGUGAUGUUGAUAAAGGCAGCUUAAAGCAGAUGAUGACUCACAAACUCUCUGGUGGCUUCAAAGACAACUCCUCUUCCUCUCCCCACUCCCCUUUAUGCAGCGGUCAGGACUGGCUAAGUAGCAAGCGUCGCUCCCACUCCUUUACUUCAUCAACUUACCAAAAGAUCAAACCCAUGCUGCGCACCCCUGGAGGCAAAGGCCUGGAAACAGGCUCCAACUACUGUGUGACUCUGGUGGUGGGAGACAAGUCAACAGACAGCACAUCAGCAAGCAGAAGCUCUGAGCCUCCACUGCUGGCUUUGGCUGGGUGGGAGCAGGACAAAUAUCAGGACGCAGCUCUGAGGAGCUACGUGAGCCUGCCGCGGCCACGCAACAAGUCUGUCUUCAAAAAGUUCUUUGGGAAAAGGGACCUCUGAGUUUAUCGAUGAUGAUUUAUAGAGAUUGAAAAAAAUCGUUAUGAAUGUGCAGUGCACAUAUUAAAAACAGUUACUACUGACCAUAUUUAUGAUUAAAAGACGUACCACAGUUUUAUUUUUGACUGAUUUUAUAGAAAUCACUUAGCUGGCUUGAAAGUCCUUAUAAUAAAUCAUUUUUAUGAGUGUUUAUAUUCUUUUUUGCUUUUCUUGUUCAAGCAAAAAGAAGAAAAGUGUAUGUGUGCACUGUGUAGUUGCAGAUUUGAAUCUGUAUUCCUUCUUUUUGUUUGAGUAGUAUUUCUCUUUUUUUUUGUAAUCUUUGUUUAGAAACCCACCUGCUCAGCAGAGGGUCUGUUUAGAAUCCCAGUGGUAUCAUCUUGACCUGGUUAUGACCAAGUAUUCACCAUAUCCUCAACUCACGAUGCUCGUUGUACUAUUACAUCUUUACAGCUCCUCUGUUUCACAUGUUUCAUGUGUGUGCGCGUGUGUGUAUGAGUUUGUGUGUGUGUGUGUGUGUGUGUGUGUGUGUGGUGCACCAAAAUAAUUUACUUAACCACAGAUCAGCAGUUUGAUACUGCCUGAGCUUGUUUGAUACAGAUAUUAAUGUAGCAGAGACUAUUAAUAA